AUGACCGGAAUAUUCCCCUCGAACGAAGACAUGGUGGUUGAAAUCCUUCUCCGGCUGCCUGCAAAAUCUCUAACCAGAUUCAAAUUAGUAUGCAAACAUUGGCUCUCUCUCAUCUCUGCACAACAAUUCUGCUAUCUCCACACUCUCCGCCACCCAAAACCACAGCCCUCUCUCAUCCUUCGAACUCAUACCUCACACUAUUUUUACUUCAAUCCAGUUCCCAAUAAUCAUAAGCUCAUACCUUACAGUUUCACCAUUCCAAACUCUAAAAUCUUGAAUUCAUGCAACGGGCUGCUGCUGCUGCAAUCUGUCCAUCCAGUGGAGUACCAUGUUUAUAAUUCCACCACAAAGCAAUCAAGAAAGAUCAGCCUCGCUGAUAAUAGCGAGGAUUUCACUAAUGUUAUGGGGCUAACCUUAGCAUUUGAUCCUUCAAAAUCACCUCAUUACAAGAUUGUGUGUGUGAGGGCUAAAAUGAAGCCCCCUUCAGCUCAUGAGAGACAUUGUCGAAUAGAGGUCUACAACUCUCAAAGUCUCACAUGGAGGCUGUGUUUGGAGCCACUUGUGGCUCCUAUAGGAGCUAACUUCUCUUCUGGAGUACACUGCAACAAUGUGAUUCACUGGGAUAACUAUCCUCGCGCACAUUUAUACUAUAAUAUAAGCAAAAAUGUUAUUGGAAAUUUACCUCAUGCUCGAGUUCCAUGGCAUGGGGGUGGAGGAGGUGCAGCUUCUCACUGCCAACUCCAAGAAUCAGACGGCCGUCUUUACCAUUUCAUCAUAGUCUCGCACCUUGGCGACAAAUCAAUAGCAGUUUAUGAAUUGCAGGAAGAUUAUUCUCAGUGGCUCUUGAAGUAUCAUGAUGAAGUUGGCCGCCUUCCUGGAAGGUCUCGUAUAUUUGGUUACAUAAAGGGAGACGAAGGACAGACCUGCACUAUGAUCACUCAUGUCCCUGGUAAGAUAACUUUGUACAGUUUUCUCGACAAGAGAUCCGAGGAGCUCGUUGAUUUGACAAACCAACCAUUCUACCGGGAAGAUUCUGUGCAGUUCGAUUCUAGAGAUGUUUUCCAGUUUGGUGAAACUCUGGCUCCUGUCUAG
Molecule: messenger RNA, 1092 nt
Organism: Salvia miltiorrhiza (redroot sage)
Lineage: Eukaryota; Viridiplantae; Streptophyta; Magnoliopsida; Lamiales; Lamiaceae
Product: F-box protein At5g07610-like
Exons: 1
Coding region: 1-1092 (363 amino acids)
Molecular function (GO): protein binding
Source: RefSeq, a predicted model, not a curated record